CAUAUCAUUGAUAUUUAACAAGAAAGCUCACCCACACCCAAACCCUCAAGCUAAGUGAGCAAAUAUGAAAAGAAACUAACUUCUUCAACUUCGUUCCUCGAUUUAUAUUCUAAAACCUCACACUCUGCUCAUUCAAAACAUAGAAGCAGGAAAUAUGUUCAUGCAACAAAUUCAUAUAUCAAAUUCAAGUCCAAUUAUAAGCUGUCUCAUCCUUCACAAGCCAUGCCUCCAUGGGAAUAGUACUCAUCCUUCCCUUCAGGUUUGGUCAAGGCCUUCGUUCUUCCCAAACCAAAAGAAACAAAAAGGGUUUAGGACUGGGUGCAGCAAAAUCAAAGCUGUGGCUGUGAGUGAAAUAGAAAAGAAAUCUGUGAAAGUUAAAGUCACUAUAACUGUUCAGCCAACUGUUGGUGGGUUUUUCUCAGAUCUUGGUUUAGAACGAGGGCUCGAUGAUAUAAGAGAUUUACUCGGUCAAUCACUUCUCUUGGAGCUUGCUAGCACCACGCUUGAUCCUAAGACGGGAUUGGAGAAGGAAACUAUCAAAGGUUACGUCCAUAAGAAGCAACAAUCAUCAGAAGAGGUAAAGUAUGAAGCUGAAAUUGAAGUGCCAGAUAGUUUUGGUGAGAUUGGUGCCAUUCUUGUGGAGAACGAGCAUCACAAGGAGAUGUUCAUCAGGAAUGUUGUACUUGAAGGUUUCCUCACUGGUCCCGUCACAUUUUCCUGCAACUCCUGGGUUCAUUCCAAGUUUGAUAACCCUGUUAAGAGGGUGUUUUUCAGCAACAAGUCUUGUUUGCCAUCUUCAACAUCAGAAGGAUUGAAGAGGUUAAGAGAAGAAGAACUGGAACUUCUACGUGGCAACGGACAAGGCGAACGCAAGAGCUUUGAGAGAAUAUAUGAUUACGAUGUGUAUAAUGAUCUCGGUGAGCCUGACAAUGACGUCGAUCUUAAGAGACCCGUUAUUGGUGGCGACCAACAUCCAUAUCCUAGGCGUUGCAGAACUGGAAGACCUCGUUGCAAAACAGAUCCGUUGUCAGAGGAAAGAAGUAACAGCGUCUAUGUGCCUAGGGACGAAUGUUUCGCAGAAGUAAAGCAGCUAACGUUUUCAACAAAGACCUUAUAUUCGGUAAUGCAUGCACUGGUGCCGGCACUCUCGACAGCGAUAGUUGAUAAGAAUCUUGGGUUUCCUGUUUUCUCAGCUAUAGAUGACCUUUUCAACGAAGGGCUUAGUUUGCCUCCUGCUAAAGCCAGAGGGCUUCUCAGUAACAUCUUGCCAAGGCUGGUUAGGUUUAUUAAAGAUACCGAGCAAGACAUUCUUCGUUUUGAGACCCCCGCAACAAUGAACAAGGACAGGUUCUUUUGGUUUAGGGACGAAGAAUUUGGAAGACAGACCCUUGCAGGUCUUAACCCAUGUUGUAUCGAAGCGGUCACGGAGUGGCCAUUGAAAAGCAAACUUGACCCCAAUGUUUAUGGCCCUCCCGAAUCAGCAAUCACCACGGAAAUAAUUGAGCGGGAAAUCAAAGGAUUCAUUACGGUUGAAGAGGCCAUAAAACAGAAGAAGUUGUUCAUCCUGGAUUACCAUGAUUUGUUAUUGCCAUUGGUAGAGGAAGUUAGAAAACUUGAAGGCACAACGCUAUAUGGAUCAAGGGCAUUGUUCUUCCUUACCCUUGAUGGCACAUUAAGGCCACUGGUUAUUGAGCUAACACGACCACCGAUGGAUGGAAAGCCACAAUGGAAGCAAGUCUUCACCCCUGCAUGGCACUCAACCGGUGUUUGGCUUUGGAGGCUUGCCAAAGCUCAUGUCCUUGCCCACGAUACUGGCUACCACCAACUUGUUAGUCACUGGUUACGAACUCAUUGUGCUACAGAACCUUAUAUCAUUGCAACAAACAGGCAACUAAGUGCAAUGCAUCCAAUCUAUAGGUUGUUGCAUCCACAUUUUAGGUACACAAUGGAAAUCAAUGCUCUUGCCCGAGAAGCAUUGGUAAAUGCAAAUGGAAUAAUAGAGAGCACCUUCACUCCCGGGAAGCAUUCUAUCCUACUGAGUUCAAUUGCAUAUGACAAACAAUGGCAAUUCAACUUGCAAGCCCUCCCUGCUGAUCUAAUCAAUAGGGGAAUGGCCGUGGAGGAUCCAAAUUCUCCUCAUGGCUUAAAGCUAACCAUAGAAGAUUACCCUUAUGCCACUGAUGGCCUCAUGCUUUGGGAUGCUCUCAAAGGAUGGAUCACUGAGUAUGUGAAUCACUACUACUCAGGGUCAAGUCUUGUUGAGUCAGACCAAGAAAUCCAAGCAUGGUGGGAAGAGAUAAGAACAGUAGGACAUGGUGACAAAAAGGAUGAGCCUUGGUGGCCUGUUUUGAAAACAAAAGAAGAUUUGGUUGAAAUAUUGACAACAAUUGUGUGGAUAACAUCAGGGCACCAUGCAGCUGUGAACUUUGGCCAAUACCACUAUGCAGGGUAUUUCCCUAACAGGCCAACCAUUGCAAGAAACAACAUGCCUGUAGAGGACCCUUCAGACCCAGAAUGGCAACUGUUCUUGGACAAACCAGAAGUGACACUAUUGAAGUGCUUCCCAUCUCAAAUUCAGGCCACAACUGUGAUGUCAGUGUUGGACAUAUUGUCAAAUCACUCACCUGAUGAAGAAUAUAUUGGGCAAACCAUAGAGCCAGCUUGGGUAGAGGAUCCAAUUGUCAAAGCUGCAUUUGAAAAGUUUAAAGGGAAGUUGAUGGAGCUUGAAGGUGUAAUUGAUGGGAGGAAUCAAGAUUUGAAAAUGAAGAACCGAAACGGUGCUGGGAUUGUGCCGUAUGAGCUUUUGAAGCCAAGUUCAGAACCAGGUGUCACAGGAAAGGGAGUUCCAUAUAGCAUCUCUAUUUGAGCCUACAUUAUGGAUGUAUGUGUGUAUCAUAUUCAUCUUCCAUUGGUCCCUUUUGAACUGAACUCAUUCUAGUUGACAACUUGAAUAACAGAGAUGGUUUGGCCAAAAACCUUUCCAAUCCAACUUGGUUACAUCUCUUGACACGUCAAAUUGAUUAAUCGUAACUUCAAUUUAAAAUUUAUAAGACAAAAUGUGUAUGAACUUUUACUCUUUUAAUUACUGUUGCUAUAUAUAUAUCAUGAUUGUUUU
Molecule: messenger RNA, 3115 nt
Organism: Gastrolobium bilobum
Lineage: Eukaryota; Viridiplantae; Streptophyta; Magnoliopsida; Fabales; Fabaceae
Product: linoleate 13S-lipoxygenase 2-1, chloroplastic-like
Exons: 8
Coding region: 155-2866 (903 amino acids)
Biological process (GO): lipid oxidation
Molecular function (GO): metal ion binding; protein binding; oxidoreductase activity, acting on single donors with incorporation of molecular oxygen, incorporation of two atoms of oxygen
Source: RefSeq, a predicted model, not a curated record